AUGUCCGAGGCCAGCGGCAGCCCGGGGCCGUGCAUGGGGGUCCACUUGCGCACCCCGAGCCGGGGCAGCCAACGCAUCGAGUGCAUUAUCUGCUACUCCUCCUAUGACCUGGGCAUGCGGCUGCCGCGCCGGCUCUACUGCGGCCAUACCUUCUGUCAGGCCUGCCUGAAGCGCCUGGAUGCCGUGGCCAACGAGCAGCGCUGGAUCCCCUGCCCGCAGUGCCGCCAAAACACACCCACACCGCGUGGCGGCGUCACCAUGCUCGACCUCGACCUGGCCACCUUCCUUGCUGUCAAGGCUGACAAGGAGCAUCCCCAGGUGCCCGGCCAGUCCCAUCGCAACUUGACCACCAAGGGCUUGUGCAAGGAGAAGGUGGUGACACAGCAGCCAGUGGGGCUGUGCCAAGAUGUGGUGCCUCCAGCGCCGUUCCCCCGGCGUGGCUGCGGUCCGCGCUGCGGCUGCUCCCGGCCAUGCUCGUGCUGCGGGGUGACGGCAGCCUUUGAGAGCUGA
Nestor notabilis (Kea) is the source of this 510-nucleotide messenger RNA. RefSeq names its product RING finger protein 224-like. The record is from RefSeq and is a predicted model, not a curated record. The coding region runs from base 1 to 510 and encodes 169 amino acids. The transcript has a single exon. NCBI's taxonomy places the organism in Eukaryota, Metazoa, Chordata, Aves, Psittaciformes, Psittacidae.